AUGACAUUGACUGAAAGCAAACAUCGAGUACAACGCCGUCAGUUGAGCAUCCAAGAGCAGGACCAUUUAAACAGCAACGACAACAGCAAUUUUGAUACUACUGCUAAUGAGAAUACAACUACAGGCACUAAUACCGAAGAAGCAGCAGUAUCACGAUCUUCGCCAGCAUCAACAUUGAAAUCAUCAUUGGCACCAGUGCCCACAACAACACUUGGCACAACAACAGCAGAAGAAGAAGAAGAACAGCAAGCAUUGUCACCGCCACCUUUGCUCAAACGACGCAAUGCGGACGAGAAUGAUGAAAACGAUGAAUUAGCAGCACGCGCUGGGAGAGUUGAGAAGAGGAGGAAACGCACACCGUCACCGCUGCCAUCAUCAUCGAAAGCGUCUUCGAAUGCCUUUUCGCGUCCGCGUUGUUCAUACUGA
Molecule: messenger RNA, 426 nt
Organism: Zychaea mexicana
Lineage: Eukaryota; Fungi; Mucoromycota; Mucoromycetes; Mucorales; Lichtheimiaceae
Exons: 2
Coding region: 1-426 (141 amino acids)
Source: RefSeq, a predicted model, not a curated record